AUGCUAAUUGCACACCUAUUCCUAUUGUUUCAAUUGCCAUGCAGCGAUGCCAAGAGUAUCUCCAUUGUUCCAAACUACCAGGAGAUCGCAGGCAAAAACUCUUCCAGGAACUCCACCCACAAUGCACUCGACCAGAAGACAAACUCCACCAGCAGAAGGCCUCCAUCUUCAUCCGAUGCCCGUUCUGCUACUGCUCCGGCCCCCGUCGUCAGCAUUAAGCGAAUUAAGCGAGCCAGGACAGAUCUGCCGAAAUAUACAUUCACGUUCGAUCAGGCGCACCUGCCCUGCGACUAUGACGUUAGCGGAUCAUAUAAAUUUAUGGAUGAUUUUCCCAAAUACUGUAGAGAUUCGUAUGAGCAAAGAUUCAUGAGUGAGGCGGAAUAUCGCAUGUACAUGCUGUAUCAAACGGAAGGCUUCUUCUUUGGCCAGUACCAUGAGCGCAUGAUACGCUUCGAGAAAGAUGUCCACACCUUUGAUUACACGGACACGGGCUUUUAGGUAUUUAUAUGUGUUGCUGUUUGUAGCAAUUAAAUUAUCGGUUGACAGUGUCCUCCCUGGUGCUUGUUCUUGCUG
Molecule: messenger RNA, 573 nt
Organism: Drosophila persimilis
Lineage: Eukaryota; Metazoa; Arthropoda; Insecta; Diptera; Drosophilidae
Exons: 2
Coding region: 1-498 (165 amino acids)
Source: RefSeq, a predicted model, not a curated record